Molecule: messenger RNA, 663 nt
Organism: Entrophospora sp. SA101
Lineage: Eukaryota; Fungi; Glomeromycota; Glomeromycetes; Entrophosporales; Entrophosporaceae
Source: the annotation of a GenBank genome assembly
AUGUACAAUCUUCUGGGGAAAAUUGGUGGUGAUUCUGAUUUAUCGCCUCGUGGUCGUAAAUAUGCUAAAGCAUUACCAAAACUUAUCCAAGAGAAACUAGGAGAUCAGCCUUUAACAGUGUGGACAUCAACUAUGAAACGUACAAUACAAACUAGUGAAUAUUUACCAUAUCCAAAAUUAAAAUGGAAAUCAUUGGAUGAAUUAGAUGCUGGUGUUUGUGAUGGUUUGACAUAUGAAGAAAUUGAGAAAAGAUAUCCCGAAGAUUAUGCUAAUCGAGAUGAAGAUAAAUUUAGUUAUAGAUAUUGUGGCGGUGAAUCCUAUAGAGAUGUUGUACUUCGACUCGAACCAGUGAUAAUGGAAUUAGAAAGACAACAAAACAUUUUAAUAAUUGGACAUCAAGCAAUUCUUCGUUGUAUCUAUGCAUAUUUUCAUAAUUUACCACAAAAAGAUUUACCAUACGUCAGAAUUCCUUUACAUAGCGUUAUCAAAUUAACACCUAAAGCAUACGAAUGUAACGAAGAUAGAUAUAAAGUUGAUAUAGAUGCCGUAGAUACUCAUCGACCUCAACCAACGCUCAAAACAAAAAAACAACAGCAAUCGAUUGUAAAUGGAACUAGCACCAAUCUAAUGUCAUCACCCAUAACUACAACAAAUAAAUACUAA